Thlaspi arvense is the source of this 2430-nucleotide messenger RNA. Lineage: Eukaryota; Viridiplantae; Streptophyta; Magnoliopsida; Brassicales; Brassicaceae. The record is from the annotation of a GenBank genome assembly.
GCAAUUUCACAUGAAUCUCGCAGAAAAUACCUUGACCUUUCCUCCUCUUGUCUUUUGUCUCUUUUGUUGAGAUAUGGAUGAUGAAAAAAAAUCCCCUUUUCCUUUCCGCAGUAGUUAUGGUUAAUUAUCUCCCUCUGAUAUCGUCUAUUCGAAGAGGAAGAGGAUCGAAAAGACGAAUAGGAGACAGCUUGGACAUUCCUUUGGAUCUCCUGAUCGAGAUCCUGACCAGAUUGCCUGCUAAAUCGCUGAUGAGGUUCAAGUGCGUCUCAAAGCGGUGGUCUUGUCUUAUCCGUUCCCGGUAUUUUAGCAACCUUUAUCUUCUUACUGCCGCAUCCCGACCAUCUCGUCUAUACAUGAGUUUGGUGGAAGACCACCGCGAGUGCGAUUCAAUGGAGGUCUGCCACAACCCCGGAAAGUCUGUACUGAUAUCAUUCUCAUCAUCGUCUUCUAGUGUUAGUGGUGAGUCUUUCAGCCCAGAUUCGACCAUGCCAGGGCUGGGAGGAGGAAACAUGAGGGUUCUUCGCGGCUUGAUUCUGUACAAGGUUUGCGGAAGGGCGCGUAUCUAUAAUCCCGCCACCAGGCAAAUCGUGACCUUACCCGCCGUCAAAUCCGAAAUCUUUGCUCAGGAAGAACCUGGUAAGGAUGUCCUCUACUCUCUGGGACACGAUCCUGUCCUUGACCAAUACAAAGUUGUCUGCAAUACGGUGAUAUGGUCGGAAGAGCCUGAGAGGGUGACCUCGGAGUAUUGGGUCUUGCUACUGGAAGCCGGAGGUUUUUGGAAAAAGAUCGAGUUUGAUCAACCCCACCAUCCUACUAAACAAGGAAUGUGCAUCGAUGGAGUUAUAUACUAUCUUGCUUCCACUUGUACCUCUCGCGAUGUCCUAGUCAGUUUCCACGUUAGCUCUGAAGAGUUCAGUAUGAUCCCGUUAGCACCUCACGAGGUGUCUGAGUGUGUGGGGUUUACAGAGUAUGGUGGAAAGCCAACAGUUAUUGAUCAUACCCAUCUCGUAGAAAAAGGCUUGGUGGACAUAUGGGUCCUUGAAGAUGGUGGAAGAUGGUCUACGAAAUCUCUGGUUGUGAAGCCUUGUCAGAUGCAUUUAGUCGAUCACAUUAACAUCACUGAUUGGAAGGUGAAAGGUACAACUCAAAACGGCGAGGUUAUCUUGGCACCCAAUACCAAGCUUUCCCCUUGUUACAUUCUCUAUUAUGAUCUGCUGAAGAAUGAUUUGAGAAAGGUUACUUUCAUCAGAGAUACAUCGGGCCACGGGGUUAGUAACCCGUACGUUGAUCUCAAGCUUAUCGGUGAAAGCAUCUUGCACUUGGAAACGUGAAUGCGUUUUUCUUUAUCCUCUAAGAUUAUCAUUUGUCUUAUUGUUUUUGCCUUUAAUAUAUACUACAGUGGAACUAUUUAUUUUACUUCAUCAAUAAUCGUAUGCGCGUCAUUCUGUUUCAACAUCAUCAAGCCAAAUUGGACUAGUUUCUCAAUAAGACUAGCAUUGUGCAUCAAUGGAGUUAUAUAUUAUUUCGCUUGCACUCGUACCUCCUUCCAAGAUUGGACCUGCAGAGAAAUUCCUCAUAGCAUUGCUAGAAAUUCCUUUCGCCUUCAAGAGGAUCGAUGCAAUGCUCUACAUUGUCAACUUCGAAUCAGAAACAGAGUACCUUAAAAGAUCCUUCGACACCCUCGAGGCUGCUCGUGGUGAGUUAAAGAACACUCGCAUGUUCUUGAAGCUUCUUGAAGCGGUGCUCAAAACUGGGAACCGAAUGAACAUAGGAACCAAUAGAGGCGAUGCGCAUGCUUUCAAGCUUGACACGCUCUUAAAGCUGGUAGAUAUCAAAGGCGCGGAUGGGAAAACCACCUUACUGCAUUUCGUGGUUCAAGAAAUCAUAAAAUCUGAAGGAGCUCGAGUUUCUUCUACUCCGACUCAAAGUCACAUAGGCGAUAACAUAGCCGAGCAAUCUGCAUUCCAAGACGAUCUAGAGCUGAAGAAACUCGGGUUGCAAGUGGUUUCAGGUCUCAGCUCUCAGUUGAUAAACGUCAAGAAAGCAGCUGCAAUGGAUUCGAAUUCUCUCAUCAAUGAAUCAGCGGAAGUAGCCAGCGGAAUAACGAAAGCCGAGAAAGAGAUCACGGAGAUACAAUCCCAUGGAAGCAGUGUCAUGAAGAUGGUUAAAGAAGUAACGGAGUAUUUCCACGGAAAUUCGGAAUCUCAUCCUUUUCGCAUAUUCGCUGUGGUCAGAGACUUUCUGACGAUUCUUGAUCAAGUGUGUAAGGAAGUUGGUCGUGUAAACGAGAGAACAGUGUACGGAUCCGUACAACGACCUUCACCGUCGAACCAGACCGUCGUCACGCCGCUUUUUCCUGUGGUUAACGAUAACAGUUCACGGCUAAGUCACUCUGGUUCUCUAGACAACAACGACGACGACUCGUUCUAA